UCCCGGUACCUGGACAUGUUGGAGACCUGGUCACGGUACCCCUGUAGGAAGGUAUCAGGAGGUAGUGUGUGUGAGCGGGAGAGUGGGUCCAGGUGGUUACUCUCCGGGAGAACAGCUGGGAGACCUGCUGGAAGUCUGCCUACUUACAGUAGCUUCAUGGAUAUGCCGGGUGGAGGGACAACUACAUCACGCUCUGUCAAUGUGCCAUCCUGUCCAUAGGUAUCUGUCCGAGUACAGGUCCAACAAGGAGCGGCCUCAAACUUGGUGGAGGAAGUGUAAUGUGAGGAAGGUUGGAGAACGAUACCCCUGUGACCCUCCGGACUCUCUAGACUCCUUCCUCCAGUGUCCCAACAACCCUGCCUUCAACAGAGUCACCAAGAUGCUAGCCUACGGCCAGUGCACCUUGACCCGUAUCCCCCCUGACCACCGCAUCGAGCGCUACUUACUUGACUCUGCCAUGGUGAACCUGGAGAACUUUACUUUCGUAGGAAUUGAUGAGUUCGCCAGCGCUUCUGAGGGUCUUUUGUUCGACUCGUUGAACAUACAGGGCACCGAUCAACACAGCCUAGCUUUUAACCAGGGACUCACUGAGCGGUUUAACAUCACAGAGAAACAGUAUAGAGAGAUAAUCCAUCUGAACCACCUUGACAUGACGCUGUACUACCAUGCUAUACGGGUCAUGGCAGCUAGAGCAGAGUAUGCAGGGGUGUAUGAGGGGUUGUUUGCGGAGUUAGAGUUCCCUACUGACAUGCCUGGUCCCUGGGAUUCUGCUCUGGAGUAUUUCCUGGAACAAGGGUUGUAUCUGCCGUGAUUCUGUUAUCUGGAUAAUAUGAUUUAAAUACAACUUGUGGAUGAGCGUUUGUGUUUAUAGCCAAUCUUUAUCAUGAUUAUCUUAAA
Messenger RNA from Bolinopsis microptera, 897 nucleotides. RefSeq lists its product as uncharacterized. The transcript has a single exon. The record is from RefSeq and is a predicted model, not a curated record. Lineage: Eukaryota; Metazoa; Ctenophora; Tentaculata; Lobata; Bolinopsidae. Bases 200 to 811 code for a protein of 203 amino acids. Gene Ontology annotation, cellular component: membrane. Gene Ontology annotation, molecular function: heparan sulfate 6-sulfotransferase activity.